CACUAGUCUGCAAAGGGACUCCACAAACUGAACUUGUGGCUGUAGAGCAUUUACCUGCAUUCUAUUCCAAGCAUCCACUCUCCCUCAUACAUUUCCUUAAAUUGCCCCUCCUUAACUCCCCAUCACUCCUCUCUCUCUCUCUACUAACUUUGAGAGAGACUCUCUAAAUUGUUCACCCUCACAAUCCAUGGCCGCCGCCAGAAUUUCCUUCUCUUCCACCUCACGAACAAUUUAUUUCCGCCAUAUCCCCUUUCUUGGCCCAAAACCCACAUCAACAACCCCACCCGUUUCUCCUAAUCUCGGCGCAAUUCUGAGGUAUAGAAGAAAACCCAGUUUCACUGUUUGCUUUGUUCUCGAGGAUGAGAAGUUGAAACCUCAAUUUGAGGAUGAGUCCGAGGAUAUUGAAAAGAAGAUCGAGGAACAGAUCUCAGCUACACGCUUGGCGGAGAAACUGGCCAGGAAGAAAUCGGAGAGGUUUACUUAUCUUGUAGCUGCUGUUAUGUCUAGUUUUGGGAUUACUUCCUUGGCUGCUAUGGCCGUUUAUUACAGAUUUUCGUGGCAAAUGGAGGGUGGAGAAGUUCCUUUAUCCGAAAUGUUGGGUACAUUUGCUCUCUCUGUUGGUGCUGCUGUAGGAAUGGAGUUUUGGGCAAGGUGGGCACAUAAAGCGCUCUGGCACGCUUCUCUAUGGCACAUGCACGAGUCACACCACAAACCAAGAGAAGGACCUUUCGAGCUGAACGACGUUUUCGCCAUAACAAACGCUGUUCCAGCAAUAGCCCUCCUCAACUAUGGUUUCUUCCAUAAAGGACUCAUUCCCGGCCUCUGCUUCGGCGCUGGGCUAGGGAUCACAGUAUUUGGGAUGGCAUACAUGUUUGUUCACGAUGGUUUGGUUCACAAGAGAUUCCCGGUUGGACCUGUAGCCAAUGUACCUUAUCUUAGGAAGGUGGCUGCAGCUCAUUCGCUUCAUCACUCGGAGAAGUUCAAUGGUGUCCCAUAUGGCUUGUUCUUAGGACCUAAGGAACUGGAAGAAGUAGGGGGGAUGGAAGAGCUGGAAAAGGAAGUUAAUCGAAGGAUAAGACAUUCAAAAGGAUCAUGAAUGAUUGAUCUCAUUGUAGAUAAAUACAAGUGUCAUUUUGCCAUUCUUAUCAGUGGGGGAGGGGGAUUUUUGAUGUUUUUGACAAUUUAGAGAAAAUGUUGAUGAAAUGAAUUUGUAUUUAUGUAGGCUCUUAUUCAGUAAGGAAAAGAAAAUUAGAUUUAUAAUAUA
Molecule: messenger RNA, 1264 nt
Organism: Solanum dulcamara
Lineage: Eukaryota; Viridiplantae; Streptophyta; Magnoliopsida; Solanales; Solanaceae
Product: beta-carotene hydroxylase 2, chloroplastic
Exons: 7
Coding region: 188-1096 (302 amino acids)
Biological process (GO): carotene metabolic process; xanthophyll biosynthetic process
Cellular component (GO): chloroplast
Molecular function (GO): beta-carotene 3-hydroxylase activity; iron ion binding
Source: RefSeq, a predicted model, not a curated record